GCGGAGCGGCCCAAGAUGGCGGCGGGCGGCGGCGAGCGGCGGGAGCGGGCGGGCUGUGCCCUCGGCCUGGCGCUGCUGCUCGGCUGGGCCCUGGCGGCCCGCGGGCAGAACCUCCGCGAGCAGGACCCCCGCGAUCCCGUGAACGCGGAGACGCUUCUGAAAAAUAUUUCUUCUAAAAGUGAGAAUGAAACACUGAGCAGAUCCCAAAAUUUGACAGACAGCUUGCAGAGCCUAACCUCAACAAAAAAGGCAAUCCCAACAACAGCCAAAAUCAGUUCAGUGACUGCAGGAAAGGCACCUACAGCAAAAGGUGACUCUUCCUCAUCUGUUCUCCCUGCUAGUCCGGUAUCUCCAAUUGAUGCUUCUGAAGAUACUAAAAUUGAGGACGAGGAUCUUCUAACAGAUUUGAAAGAUACACUAAAUAGUUCCCCACCCAUCAUAAAAGAAACUCUGGAGUCAGAUGGGGAUGAUUAUGGUCCUUACGAGAUGACACCGAUUUCCAGGUACAACCCAGACCUAGAGAUGCCGGAUGACGACGACUCCGACACCAUCAGCAAUUACAACGAGGAGAUCAAGACCCUGGAUGAGAAGAUAAAAGGGGUUUCUGUCUCAGGGUUGGAAGAAGAAGAGGACAGCCAUUUCUUUUUUCAUCUGGUUGUAGUUGCCUUCUUAGUAGCUGUUGUUUAUGUCACCUAUCACAACAAGAGGAAGCUCUUCCUGCUGGUGCAGAGCCGGCGCUGGAGGGACGGGCUGUGCUCUCGGACGGUGGAGUAUCAUCGCCUGGACCAGAACGUGAACGAGGCGAUGCCUUCCCUCAAAAUAACCAACGACUACGUGUUCUGAGAGCACUGUGCUUUGGGUUUGCUGAACUUAUCACUCUUUGCCUGCCCAGUCAUGUAAUGAUAUUCAGGUAUCCCAAAUAAGCUGCUUGUACAGAAAUGAGAUGUACUCUCUGUGACCUGGAUGCUUUGGAGAUUAAAUCUCAUGGAAGAUCAAGGGCAUGACACAUCUGUUUGCUACUUUGGUCGGGUUUUAUAUCAACUAUGAAGAUGCAGAGUUUAAUAAAUUAGUGCUCUUUCCAU
Messenger RNA from Pipra filicauda (Wire-tailed manakin), 1082 nucleotides. It is a transcript of the gene CUNH5orf15, whose product is annotated as chromosome unknown C5orf15 homolog. The record is from RefSeq and is a predicted model, not a curated record. The transcript is spliced from 3 exons. The coding region runs from base 16 to 843 and encodes 275 amino acids. Lineage: Eukaryota; Metazoa; Chordata; Aves; Passeriformes; Pipridae.